Molecule: messenger RNA, 1135 nt
Organism: Egretta garzetta (little egret)
Lineage: Eukaryota; Metazoa; Chordata; Aves; Pelecaniformes; Ardeidae
Gene: ACTA2
Product: actin alpha 2, smooth muscle
Exons: 8
Coding region: 1-1134 (377 amino acids)
Source: RefSeq, a predicted model, not a curated record
AUGUGCGAGGAAGAGGACAGCACUGCCCUUGUUUGUGACAAUGGAUCCGGGCUCUGUAAAGCCGGCUUCGCUGGAGACGAUGCUCCGAGAGCAGUUUUCCCUUCCAUUGUGGGUCGCCCCAGGCACCAGGGUGUGAUGGUUGGUAUGGGUCAAAAAGACAGCUACGUAGGUGACGAGGCUCAAAGCAAGAGAGGAAUCCUGACCUUGAAGUACCCCAUAGAACAUGGCAUCAUUACAAACUGGGAUGACAUGGAGAAGAUCUGGCAUCACUCCUUCUAUAAUGAGCUCCGCGUUGCACCUGAAGAACACCCGACUCUACUGACUGAAGCACCACUGAAUCCCAAAGCCAAUCGAGAGAAAAUGACCCAGAUUAUGUUCGAGACUUUCAAUGUGCCAGCCAUGUAUGUAGCUAUUCAAGCUGUACUGUCCCUCUAUGCUUCUGGACGUACCACAGGGAUUGUGCUUGACUCCGGGGAUGGUGUCACCCACAAUGUGCCAAUUUACGAAGGCUACGCCUUGCCGCACGCCAUCAUGCGGUUGGACCUGGCUGGCCGUGACCUGACAGACUACCUCAUGAAAAUCCUGACAGAGCGUGGCUACUCCUUUGUGACCACUGCGGAGCGUGAAAUUGUCCGUGACAUCAAGGAGAAGCUGUGUUAUGUGGCCCUGGACUUUGAAAAUGAGAUGGCCACUGCUGCCUCUUCCUCCUCUCUGGAAAAAAGCUACGAGCUUCCUGACGGUCAGGUGAUCACCAUUGGAAAUGAACGCUUCCGCUGCCCAGAGACCCUCUUCCAGCCAUCAUUCAUUGGCAUGGAGUCUGCUGGCAUUCAUGAAACCACUUACAACAGCAUCAUGAAGUGCGAUAUAGACAUCAGAAAGGAUCUUUAUGCCAACAACGUGCUGUCUGGAGGCACUACAAUGUACCCGGGUAUUGCAGACAGGAUGCAGAAGGAAAUAACUGCUCUGGCUCCCAGCACUAUGAAGAUCAAGAUCAUUGCUCCUCCUGAACGUAAGUAUUCCGUCUGGAUUGGAGGCUCUAUUCUUGCCUCCCUCUCUACUUUCCAGCAGAUGUGGAUCAGCAAACAGGAAUAUGAUGAAGCUGGCCCAUCCAUUGUUCACCGCAAAUGCUUUUAAA